AUGAUCAGCUGGACUCACGGUAUGAAUGUCAAAUUAAGUUGAUUUUCAUCGUCUUUCAAUUCAAGCACUAUGACCAUGCCUACUGAUAAUGGCAGCAAAUUUUAGUUUCCUUAAUUUAACCCCUCCUGUAAAUCAACAAUUUAUUUUGAUUCCUUAAGACGCUGUUUAGUCUGAAAAAACAAACAAACAAACAAACAAAGGCUGUUUCUUGUAAAUGGUGUUUGAUACACCCAACGUUUCCGGCAAUUCACAGUCCAGAAAACAAGAAACCUGAGCGUUUUUACUCUUUCAUACUUUCUUUAAAAGAUAACAAUCUUGUCCUUUUUUCUGCAGUUGGUUUUUCAAAUGUCCAGAGCUUCGCCGAAGCGAUAGGUAGAACUGUUGUAUCUUCUCACCUGGCUUCACAGGGUACACGAGGCACGACAGAAAAACAUGCAGGUAACCCCUAAAUCUAACCCGUGAUCGGAAUAAACAGCGUCGGCGAUUUCUCUUCCGAUUAUAUUUUUAAGGUGGCUUACUACCGUUUUUUGGAUGAAAACUAACGCCUUUUUCAAACUGGAACAUUUUUACUGAACUGUUUUUUUAUUUUUUUACUGUACUGAACUGUUUAUCACUAAAAUUCAUGUAAAUUAUCAUUGUACCUCUUAAAAACAUUUUAUUGCCCCCGCAGGGAUUUCGCCAAGAAGGCGAAAUCCCGAGGAGGCACUCUAGUAACUCGCGCGUAUAUUAAACAAAGUACUUACAGUUGAAAUAUACAGUCAUAGAGUCAAUAGAGAAAAAGUCGCGAUUUGCUUUAAUACGGGCCGCGAGAAAUCGGUAGGUAAUGAUGACGUUUCUAUUGUUUGGGCCCGCAAGUACGAAAUGGUUAGGAUGACGUAAAAACAGAACAUCCCCAAGGGACCGCUUAGGGGUUCAGUGAAAGAUAAAGACCAAAAUUUUAACGACACUCGUUAAGCGCAGAAGAAGUUAUAAGUAGCGUAUAACUGUGUAUAUAUAAACACUUGGAGAGUUUGCCAGACACGAGUUCACAAAUCUGUCAUUUGAAACCUUACCAGACACUUUUCUCUCUCUUUGACCGGAAUAAGACUCAGCCCCAAACAAGUAAGACGAGUGAACAACGGCUAGCUUCUCACUAGCAGGAACGAUGGACGAUUACAGAAAUUCGCCGACAAUCAAAUUCUGUCCUGACUUAUUCCCUGCUCAUAGAUGUCCUUCCGCUAUGACGUUUAAAAUAAGACUAGAAUGCGCGAGUCUGAAUUGAUCAAACGUCUUUUUAAUUUCUAAGGCUUCCUUUCCGGCAAAUAAAAUGAACUGAAUGUAAAAAGUGAAAGAGAAAUAGCGAAAAAUCAACUUCUAAUUAAAUCUUUUCUUAUGGUUUAGAAUAAACUAUUCUGGAAACUGAGAAUGUUUUGAUCAAAGCUGUGUAAAUCGACCAGAAACUGUGCAUGGAACCUUGCGUUUCCUGUGUUUAUCUCACCUAUUAUAUGGAAUAUGUGUGAAAAUCUUCCUUAUGAAUCGGUAUAUCUCAAAGAGCUACACAACGAGCAAGAAUGCUAUUGACCGACAAUAUACAGAGCGGGGGCAGCUGUAGUGUCAACUAUUACUAGUUGCAAAGUAUAACGCGAAAUAGAGUGACCGAGUGUGCAAAAGGGGACUGGUAACUAUACCUUUAAAAGGCUUUUUUCUUAAAGAGUAGCCGUAUGACCUGGGUUCAAAUUUUGAGGAUUGUUAGGGAACAUAAAGACGAAACCGUGAACAUUUUUUUUAAACAAAUCCAGGAAGUUUUUUAGUUAGUAUAAAAUGAGACAGAAUUCCACAUUUUUGGCUUUUGCCAAAAUUCAGUCUAUAGGAUUUCUUUCUUUCUCUCUGAAAUUUUCAGAUGGGGUCGUACGGCUAGUUUCUAAGAGCGGAGUCACCUUUUCAAGCCUAUAAGAGCUAUCCAGCCAUAGAGCUAAUUCCUAGUCCUUUGAUAAGAGGAUCUAGAGUAGAAAACUUGGUGGCGUUCACAGCGAUAGUAACUUAAUUUCGCAGUGAUUUAAAAUGUCUCAUGGACAUUUACUGCUAAUUCAUGGUUGGUUUCUUACUCUCUGUAAGGAAUACAUUAAAAAACACCUACGCAUAUAUGACAAACAAUUUUAACUCUUCAAAGUCAAUUGUCUCAAUUUGUUCCUGUAGUCUCAUAAUUGAUCAUAUUUACGGUCGUUCCAAAAAAAUGUCGACAAAGGAGACUUUCUCUUGGGAACAACGCUUGGUUUGCGAUGAGAAUGGGUUUUUAAUCGAAUAAUGUCUAUACAGUGUACCUCGAUUUUAGCACACGUACUGUAUCUUAAAGGAUUUUACUUUAGUAGAUCUAGUAAACAAAUAAUGAUUUUUUUUAAUUCUUCUUUUAGAUCUUGAUUCAACUGAGUAUACCUCCACCAAGGGGAGAUCAAAUUAUUCCCGGUUAUGUCGUCUUCUAAUCAGUUUGGGUUCAAAAGCCCUCAGAGAAACGUUUGACAGAAUAAUUCCACCACAAAGUCUUCAACGCAUUCUGAAACGGAACCCAGCUCACUCUAAACUUCAGUCACGUCGAAAGGAAGGGAUACUAAACUCAGUCCAGUGGAGUAAACUGUAUCCCACCACACCCUCCGAAGUUUCGUCGGCGGGCUUCGACAUCCCUCUGCUAAUGGUUCUUCUAAGGACAAUCUGUGAUCUGAGUCCUCCACCUGCUGGUUGGGAUGCUCCUCCUCUUCCCGAAGACCUAAGCCAUGAGUCUGACAUUGCGCGUCUGAAAUAUUUCUUCAACGCCGUGUCUAGUCAUACUGGAGAAGGUUUUGUUAGUGAUGCUGUAUUCAGUAGCUACUGGCAGCAGAUCCAUGACACUCUGGUACGAUUGGGAGGAGCUAACUAUGUAGAUGUCAUUGAGCAAAUCAGGUGUCAGGAAAUGGACGUCCUAAGUGAGGAACAUUUCCGAGAACUUCUCAAGCAGUGGAGAAAGGUGGAGGACAAUAUCAAAGACAAACUGAAUGAACUAGAAAGUGCAGAGGCCUUAAAGAUGGCAGGUGAGCUUUUGUGGUAAAAAUAUGUCUGCUGUUUGCAUGAACAUGGCUAGAGAUUUUUAUUAUUACAAUGGUACAAGAAAAAACUUCGAUUUGGUCGGUUUGGUAAACAACGGUCAUUUUUGUUAUGUAUUUUGCUAUUCUUUCUUAACUAGGCUCUCGGAUUAUAUAUAACUAGGUCACUGCCCGAAAAGGUUAAAUUGUCAUUGAACGUUUUUAAUUGAUCUUAAGAUUAGGAAAAAAGAUGUGCGAAUAGACCAGAUGCUAAGUGUGAAUCAUGCUUGGUCUUGAGUCAACAGUCUUCAAACGUACUUUGACAACUUUGUUGUGGGAUUGCUAUGAAAUUGCAGUCUUCUCAUUAAGUGGAGGCGUUGUUCUCCACAUACAGUUAUAUUCUGUUCCUUAAAGUUAAGCCCUUAUCCUACGGGAGCAAUCGGGUAUAGGUUGAACUUACUGCAAUCACGAUUGAUUUUUUUCCAAGGCCUUGAAAUAAGUAAUGAGCAGGCGCCAGUAACAUCGUGCAGUAAAAAUUGUUUUGCUUGGGCAGAACCCAUUUUGGAAGGUCGAAUGUAAAAAUAAUAGCUUACGAAAAUAAUGACACUCACGAACGUAGAGGAAUGUUGAAAGGUACUGGUGAAGACUAGUGUUAUAGUAGAGACGAAAUAACGGAGGGAUAAAAGUCUAGGGGAAAAGACUUCUGUCGUAUAAGCUGACAAGUAUACGAAGAUGCAGCGGAGAACAUAAGGCUACGUCAGUAAGAAAACAAGACUAACAACUAACCAUACCGGAUAUCUCGCAUAAGACAACAAGAGUAUUCGGGAGAUUUAGAGUCAUGUUGGAGGCAAGCGGCAAACGUGAGAUUCAAGUUUUCAAUUUCUCAAAUUAGGAGAUGAGCAGUUAAAAACUGUCUUAAAUUUUUAUUAGUUCUAGAUAAACCUGAACCUUCUUUUUUCUUAACAUAAUAAACAGUACUUGACAAGUAAAAGGAAAACUUGAUGACGUUAUAGACCUUUGCCGUAAACGUAAUUCUAAACGACAACUAAAACAGGAAUGAUCUGACUCACAGCAAAGCGAUAAGAAGACUAGACAACAACCACAUGAACGCAGUGACGUAACAAAAAGCGGUAACGAAACAUGACUAACAUAUAUUGAAAUACGGGAAUAUUAAAGGUUAAUACCAUAGGAACGAAAUUAUGUAAGGGGAAGGGGUUGACCUGGAAUUGAUUUCGCAUGAACAAAAGUAAAACAACAAACGAACAAGAAUACAAGAAUUUUGGUUUAGCGAGCUGCACGCGUAGUAAAUUCCCAGCUGAAUAAAGAUUGCUGAAAAGUAAUUUUCCAUAACUGUUGACAAAGGCAAGUGGGCUGUCGAUUGGACCAUCGAAGGAUGCCUUUUUCUUGUUUUGUUUGGUGGCAUAAUAGGCUGUUCACAGUCCCAUCUUUUCGUAAGAUCGUCAGGAUCGAGCGCCUUUCGGUACGGGUGGCCUUCUUGGUUAGGCUAGAUUCGGGGCAUUGAAAUCGAGAUACCCACUUGUAACGCAAAAUGCUCGAUCUCGACGAAAUUACGGAAAAGUAGGGGACUGUGAACAGUCUAGCGGAAGAAAUUAGCUCAUGUUAUGAUCUUUUUAGCUUCUGGCUGAGACCAAAUAUAACAAACAGUUGCGAAAACCUUUUUUCAAGGUCAAACGAAAAUCUCUCUAAUACGGUACGAACAAGGCGACAUACGGAAAAGCCAUGAGAAGUGAAGUACGGAAGUGAGGUUAGAAGACAAUACUCAGUAUGUUUUCUGUCCCACUGUCUGCCCCAUCCAAGAUAUUCUUGGAUUCUGGAUUUCAAGCUAAGGAUUCCGGAUUCCAAUUACUGGUCUCCAGAUCUUUUUCAGUGGACCUUGGAUUCGUUUUCCUAAAGCUUCCAAGGCCCAGGAUUCCGGAUUCCACAAGCAAAAAAUUCCAAGAUUCCGUAUUAAACAUGCAAAGCUUUCCCGGAUUCCGGAAUUCGUAUUAUAUGGGGAGACACUGUCCAGUGUUAUACAGUAUCCACCGUAAAUUAACAGUUAAUGAAUGGGGCUGAGUAUCUUAUGAAGAAUUAUGGAGAUCGAGGAGGGUGUUUAUGGCCUCGACGGAUAACACCCUCCGAGAUCUCCAUAAUUCUUCAUAUGAUACGAAAGCCGAAUUCAAUAAUUGUUUUAAUAUUCAUUCAAAAUAAUUCCUAGUUUUAAAACAUAGCUAAAACAUGCUUACCUCCAUCGAUGUUAAGUUCAUCUUCUAUAGUGCAAGUUUAGGGUUGUUCAGUUCUGCAAUUAUUCUCCAAAUAGCAGAUGUCGACCUUCGAGUUGUCUUCUUGUUGUUCUUGCCAUGUUUUUAGCUAUUAUUUCGCCCAGUCCUUACUCUUGAAACGAGUGAAAUGUCCGCCAUUUUUGUUUUCAAACCAAAACAACUCAACUUCGUCCCCAGAUCCUAUCGGUUAAUGGUGCAUUAACCUGCAAGGAAGCUGCACUUUUAACGUCAUCGGUUGAUUAAUCGCAAAAUUCUUCCAAAUUUGGUCAUCAGUAGCUGGUUAUUGUGAAUUAUACGUGUGCUUUUAGCCAAUCAGAAUCGGGGAAAUAUUUUGAAUGAAUAAUAAACAGCAAUUAUCGGACAUCAUAACCAACCAUUUGUUGUUGAGCUGACAUGGUCACGGUUGACCUGCCUUUGUUUCAAGCCUUGGUUUUUGUACAAUGUAAAUCUCAAUGUGUGCAUCCCUUUUAAAAAUUGCAACCUUGAAACCUGAAUACACAUAAUUUAACAAGCCAAACAAAAUGCAGGUUAUCAUUUUUUUUUUCUAAUAUUUUUAGAUUUUUUAUUCCCAACGGAAAUUGUGGAAAAGAUUCGCCAACUUUACGGGACACGUGAACAACGCCUCCUGCCAGUUCCUUGGUGCGAAGAUUUCAGUUUUCACCUGAAUGAAAUAUUUACCAGGUUAAAGAUCAUGAGCAAAGAAAAAAUCCGAGGAGUACUUACUGAUGAUAUUACCAAUAUGACUGCUAUCUUUAAGGCGCACGUAGAAUGCCAAAGGCCGCGAACAGUCUUGAUUGAAGGAGACCCUGGCAUGGGUAAAAGCACGUACUGUCAGAAGCUAGCGUAUGAUUGGGCAACUAGGCAGAAGGAGUUGGACCCCUCUUUUCCAGACAUUGAGUUGCUAUUACUUCUCAAAUGUCACGAAGUGAAAUCAAGCAUCUGGAAAGCUAUUGAUGAUCAACUUCUUCCUGCGGAAAUUGACGAUCACGCUAAAGAAUGUUUCUUCAAAUUCGUUCGAGAAAAUCAGUCGAAAGCUCUGUUAGUACUUGAUGGAUUAGAUGAAAUGGACUCCACUGAAAUGAAACGAAUCUAUGACUUGGUUGAGGGUAAAGAACUCUCAGGUUGUCACGUUAUACUCACAUCUCGUCAUGAGGUAGGGAGGAAACUUAGGAGGUAUUGUGACACUCUGUGGGAGAUUGUAGGUUUCACCGAAGAAGAUGCAAAUAGUUUUAUUCGUGCGUACUUCAAAAGCAUCAACAGGGAAGACUUACUUGAGAAGUUGCUAGAAAAGAUUCGGUAUUCGUAUGAGUUAAGCAACUUGUCCAAAAAUCCCUUGAACGUAACCUUGCUUUGUGUUCUUUGUGAAGAUUUAGAGGGCAUUUUUCCAACGAGCAGGACUGAACUGUACACUGAGAUUGUCCUUUGUGUGUUAAGGCGAUAUGAAAAAAAGCAAGGAUUGUCGAGCAAAAGUGAAGACCUCAUGAGCAUCUACAGGGACAAUCUGGUACAUCUGGGACGAGUGGCGUUACACUCUCUUCGAAAAGGAGUGCUAUAUUUUGAAGAACACGAAUCUGGAAGUCCCUCUUUUGCUUUAUCCAAGUUUGGAUUUCUUUCACUUCAGGCUAGUGGCUGCAAGAGGAAAGCUCUUGUGCGUUAUGCAUUUCUCCACAAAAGCUUCCAAGAGUUUUUUUCUGGAUUUUAUCUUGCUUGCCAAAUUCUUGACGGAAGUUUUGACUGUGUCUCAGUGGUAAAAGACGAGAGAAUGAAAAACGAACUAAAGGAAGCGUUUUUAUUCAUGAUUGGAAUUUUAGCCUCGACGAGUAAGGAGACAGCAGAGUAUGUUAUUAAAAUUAUGGCUGAAAAUAUUAAUUUAAUAGAUCUCGAUUGUAAGGAAGACAUUUGUGUAUUAUUUCAGUUAGCUUUAGGCUGCAUUUUAGAGUGCACAAGUUUAUCUCGUACCCUAGGGUUACACCUUCACAUAAGUAACUUAGAUUUGACAGGGGUAAGGAUUGAUGCUUCUGGUGUUGCUGUUCUUUCCAAGGUUCUUUCAGCCAACUCCUCGUUAACUAGUUUGAAUUUGGGUUCGAACUUUUUUGGUGGUUCUGGUGCUACUUCCCUUUCCAAGGCUCUUACGACCAACUCCUCCUUAACUAGUUUGGAUUUGCGUUCGAACAGGAUUGGUGAUUCUGGUGCUGCUUCCCUUUCUCAGGCUCUUACGACCAACUCCUCCUUAACUAGUUUGAAUUUAAGUGGGAACAGCUUUGGUGUUUCUGGUGCUGCUUCUCUUUCCCAGGCUCUUACGACCAACUCCUCCUUAACUAGUUUGGAUUUGGGUAAGAUCCAUAUUGGUAAUUCUGGUGCUACUUCCCUUUCCCAGGCUCUUGCGACCAACUCCUCCUUAACUAGUUUGAUAUUAUGUGAGAACAAUAUUGAUGCCUCUGGUGCUACUUCCCUUUCCCAGGCUCUUGCGACCAACUCCUCCUUAACUAGUUUGGAUUUGAGUGAGAACAGUAUUGAUGCCUCUGGUGCUACUUCCCUUUCCCAGGCUCUUGCGACCAACUCCUCCUUAACUAGUUUGAAUUUGCGUUGGAACAGUAUUGGUGCCUCUGGUGCUACUUCCCUUUCCCAGGCUCUUGCGACCAACUCCUCCUUAACUAGUUUGAAUUUGAGUUGGAACAAUAUUCGUGCCUCUGGUGCUACUUCCCUUUCCCAGGCUCUUGCGACCAACUCCUCCUUAACUAGUUUGAAUUUGCGUUCGAACUUUAUUGGUGAUUCUGGUGCUACUUCUCUUUCCCAGGCUCUUGCGACCAACUCCUCCUUAACUAGUUUGAAUUUGCGUUCCAACGGCAUCGGUGAUUCUGGUGCUGCUUCCCUUUGCCAGGCUCUUGCGACUAACUCCUCCUUAACUAGUUUGAAUUUGCGUAAGAACUUUAUUCGUGAUUCUGGUGCUGCUUCCUUUUCCCAGGCUCUUGCGACCAACUCCUCCUUAACCAGUUUGGAUUUGAGAGAGAACAUCAUUGGUGAUUGUGGUGCCGCUUCCCUUUCCCAGGCUCUUGCAGUUAACCCCUCCUUAACUCGUUUGGAUUUGAGUUAG
Porites evermanni is the source of this 8408-nucleotide messenger RNA. NCBI's taxonomy places the organism in Eukaryota, Metazoa, Cnidaria, Anthozoa, Scleractinia, Poritidae. The record is from the annotation of a GenBank genome assembly.